AUGUCUAUCUGUGGAGUAGAGUCAGAAAAGGUGGAGGAAAGUGGCAAGAAAAUAGGGGGAAGUGGAUCAGGAGAAGCCGCUGAAGGGCUGGUUAAUCUUGCAAGAGCCAACAAGAAAAGGGAUGCUGCUCCUUCUAACACUACUGAAAUUUCUCUCCCAAGAGGAAGAGCCACGAGGAGCAAGCUGAAGCAAAGUAAGGAGGAGUUGCAUAAAGCCUUAGAAGAAAGUGAAAAAGUGACUGCUGAGGUGGAGGUUCAGACCCCCAAGCCCAAGAAAGCCAAGACUUCUUCUAAGAAGUCUACAUCUGUACCCAAGUCUGUUGAACCAUCUACCCUGGCAAAGAGGACCAGAUUUAAAUCCUUGUGA
Molecule: messenger RNA, 366 nt
Organism: Nicotiana attenuata
Lineage: Eukaryota; Viridiplantae; Streptophyta; Magnoliopsida; Solanales; Solanaceae
Exons: 4
Coding region: 1-366 (121 amino acids)
Source: RefSeq, a predicted model, not a curated record